GUUGAAAUCUCGUUCUAUUAUGGAGGAGAAAAAGAUUAAAGACAUAAUACUAAAUAUAGAAUUUCAGAAAAAUGUUCAUUUUUCCAUUUCCUUCCCGAUCGUAAGAUAAGCUUGCUGGAAAUCAAGUUUCGUAACCGCCUACAUUUUCUAGUGUACAGUUCUCGUAAGUACACAGCAAGCCAUUCGCAAAGAUGGUUUUCAAGUGCCAGGAGGAUAGUUUCCUCAAGCAUUAUACAGCCAAAGUGGUGUCGUGUACCAAAGCGAACAAUGGCUUCGAAAUUAUCCUAAAGGAUACCAUACUCUUCCCAGAGGGUGGUGGCCAACCUUCGGAUCACGGCUGGCUGAACGAUCACGAAGUGAAGAAUGUUGUCCGGAAAGGUGCAGAAGCAAUCCAUUUUGUGGAAGUAGAUCAAGUGCCCUUGCAGGCUGGUGAGCUUGUGCACCAAAAACUUGACUGGGAGCGUCGAUUUGAUCAUAUGCAGCAGCACUCGGGGCAGCAUCUGAUUACGGCUAUCUUCGACCGGGAAUUUGGUUUCUCCACUAAGUCCUGGUGGCUUGGAACGGAGGAUUCGUACGUAGACCUGGACACGAAGGACGUAACGAAGGAGCAAAUGGAGACGGUGGAAAAUAUUUGCAACCAACUUGUUGUUGAUUGCACCGCCGUCUCGGUGAAGGUUUAUCAACCAGAUGAUCCUGCACUGAAGACGGGGGCGUUGCGAACCCGUGGCCUUCCGGACGAUGUCAGCGGCCCAUUGCGCGUUGUAACCAUAGAUGGAAUCGAAAGCAACAUGUGCUGUGGAACGCAUGUCAAGAACUUAGCUCAACUUCAGGCAAUCAAGUUAUUGGGCGUCGAAAAAGCCAAGAACAAAUGUUUGGUACAUUUCAUUGUCGGGAACAGAAUUUUACGAAAAUUGAACGAAUGCUACGAAAGGGAGAUACAGUUUAACAAUCUUCUAAACGGUGGACCCUCGUCACACGUGGAUCUCAUUAAGAAACUUCAAACAACAGUCAAGGCAGUCCAGAAAACUUCAAAGAAACUUAUUGCAGAACUGGCUUUCCAAGAGGCGGAAAAGUUCACUGCAUUGAGUGACAAACCACGAUUUUACUGCCUUCAUCGAUUGGAUGGAGCAAGUUCAGAUUUUAUUAAUACUUUUCUGAGAAACGCAAAGCAACCAGAUUGUUUCUUCUUCCUGACUAAUGGCGAUGACAGUGGAAAGGGACAACUGCUGCUGCAAGGAAAACCGGAUGAUAUCGCCACCCUUGGGGAUGCAAUUUGCAAGAUGCUGGAUGGGAAAGGAAGUGGAAAAGGAUCUUUGUAUAACGCCAAAGUGAACAAGUUGAAAGAGGUAUGGCGGUGUCAAAAGUUGAUUGAAGAACAUUUUAAAGCAGAAAUUUCGGAAUCAGAAACUCGCUCCAAGUAAAAAUGUUGAACAAUGUAAAUCAGCUCUUCUUGUCAAUAAAAGAUCAAACACAA
Molecule: messenger RNA, 1474 nt
Organism: Toxorhynchites rutilus septentrionalis
Lineage: Eukaryota; Metazoa; Arthropoda; Insecta; Diptera; Culicidae
Product: alanyl-tRNA editing protein Aarsd1-B
Exons: 1
Coding region: 192-1421 (409 amino acids)
Biological process (GO): regulation of translational fidelity; alanyl-tRNA aminoacylation
Molecular function (GO): alanine-tRNA ligase activity; Ser-tRNA(Ala) deacylase activity; nucleic acid binding
Source: RefSeq, a predicted model, not a curated record